GCGCUCCUCUUCGACUGCGACGGCGUCAUCGUCGAGACGGAGGAGCUCCACCGCAAGGCGUACAACGCCUCGUUCAAGCACUUCGGUCUCGUCAUCCCGGGCAAGGGCAAGGUUGAGUGGAGCGUGGAGUACUACGACGUCCUCGCCAACACCGUCGGCGGCGGGAAGCCCAAGAUGCGGUACCACUUCGACAACAACGGCUGGCCGUCCUUCUUCGGCGGCAGCAAGGUCCCGACCACGGACGAGGAGAAGACCAAGAUGGUGGACUCGUUACAGGACAUGAAGACGGAGUUUUACAAGGACAUCGUCGAGUCGCAAGCGCAAGCCAGACCCGGGGUGCUCCGGUUGAUUGACGAGGCCAUCGCGGCGCCCGACAUUGCCGUCGGGAUCUGCUCCGCGGCGACCAAAGAGGGAUUCCUGAAGGUGGUCAACUCUAUCGUCGGACCCGACCGACUGUCCAGGCUCGACGUCGUCAUGGCGGGCGACGACGUCACCAAGAAGAAGCCCGAUCCCCUCAUCUACAACCUCGCCAGGGAAAAAGUCGGCCUCCCGUCGUCAAAGUGCGUCGUCAUCGAGGAUUCGCUCGUGGGCCUCCGCGCGGCGAUGGGCGCGAACAUGCCGUGCGUCAUCACCCCGUGCCCUUCGUCCGACGUCCCGGACUUC
This is a messenger RNA of Micromonas commoda, 663 nucleotides long. RefSeq lists its product with no specific name. The transcript has a single exon. The annotation marks the transcript as partial. The record is from RefSeq and is a predicted model, not a curated record. NCBI's taxonomy places the organism in Eukaryota, Viridiplantae, Chlorophyta, Mamiellophyceae, Mamiellales, Mamiellaceae. Gene Ontology annotation, molecular function: hydrolase activity.